ACAUCCGAUUCAACAAGGAUUUAUCAGUGACAGCCUGUACACUCAAUUCGUCUUCUGAUAUAUCACAUUUUAAUCUUCUAUCUAUCGACACGAGGAAAAGCUGGAGAAAUAUUUCCGUAUCGUCAGUUUCUUGGAGCUUUUACUGGUGACUUGUGAUAUUUUGUCGGGUCAACUCCCGUACAUCACCGCCAUAUACUGAGACUUUCUACAUAAGCAUGGCCCUGUGUCACGAGAAUAGUGCCGCGAUGUUCGCUUCCCGACCCUCGCCAAACACCUACAGCUACCCUAGUUUUGGGUACCCCACCCAGGGAGGAUACGGUCAGGAUUAUGGACAAUACGCUAUGACCGACCCUAGUGCUCUUCAACAGUCCUGGAUGUACGGCAGUGCACCCCGCCCUGCUCACGGGGGGAUCGAAGACUGGGGUCAGGCCUACACUGUCCCCACCACCAGCGCCGCCCUCCAGCAGGGGCCCUACAACUACUCCUACCGCACCCACGAGACGGGGUACCCCCAGCCAGUAGUCACACAGGCGGACAGUCCUCACCUAACAGUUCUAGACAAUCCUCACCCCCAGGAUUCCUGUUCACCGCCCGGCACAACAGCAAGUCUCAGCCCCGGGGGUAGCAACAACGCCAAGCAACUCCGAGCACCCUUCGAAUGGAUGAAAUGUUCACAACAAGCUCCUGCUCCUGGUAAGACACGCACCAAGGACAAGUACCGCGUUGUUUACAGUGAUCACCAGCGUCUGGAACUGGAGAAGGAGUUUCACUACAGCCGAUACAUCACCAUCCGCCGUAAAGCCGAGCUCGCCAACCAACUCCAACUGUCCGAGAGACAAGUCAAGAUCUGGUUCCAGAACCGUCGGGCCAAGGAAAGGAAACAGAACAAAAAGAAGGACAGCACUGACAAGAUGUCCCCUGAUUCCCCCUCCGAGAUGUCCGGUAUCCCACCCCAGUACUCUCAGGUCUCCCCCACCAUGCCCAGCCUCCCCCCGGUGACGUCACAGCACCAGCUUCUCGUGCCAUCACAUUCCAUGUAUGACGCUAAGCCAGAACAUCAUUCACCAACCUCAUCCGUUCUCUCUAGUCACGUGCAAGUUCCGGUCACUAUGGCACACACGCAUUCGCCACUUCCCGUGACCAAAUGUGAAAAUGACUAUUAGUUUGUGAGAAAGAAAUUGACUUUUAUAACGAGAACAAACGAGAUUUAUAGACACUGCGGCUCAUCCACUUUACACCCGAAGUCUGCAAUAUGAGAUUUUACUUACGGAGGUUAUGUGCAAAUAAACAUUGACUCUGUGUUGUGCAGUACGACUGUUGUGCUAGUGUCUGUGACUGUCACCAAGGACUACAGCUAAAGUGAUUUCAAGGACACAUGGCAUUAUGUGAUUUUAAGAUUUUGCAUUGUAUUUGUCCGGGGUACAUGAAUUAUGUAAAUAAGAAACGAGAGGGUGCCCUUUGACGACUGUAAAUACAUUUUUUGUCACCAUGUCAAAUAUUUAUGAAAAAAAGUUGAAAUUACAACUUUUAAUAUAAAACACAAAUCUGAAAA
Molecule: messenger RNA, 1552 nt
Organism: Haliotis rufescens (red abalone)
Lineage: Eukaryota; Metazoa; Mollusca; Gastropoda; Lepetellida; Haliotidae
Product: homeobox protein CHOX-CAD-like
Exons: 2
Coding region: 216-1163 (315 amino acids)
Biological process (GO): regulation of transcription by RNA polymerase II; cell differentiation; embryo development
Cellular component (GO): nucleus
Molecular function (GO): DNA-binding transcription factor activity, RNA polymerase II-specific; RNA polymerase II transcription regulatory region sequence-specific DNA binding
Source: RefSeq, a predicted model, not a curated record